Messenger RNA from Lasiodiplodia theobromae, 1107 nucleotides. RefSeq lists its product as uncharacterized. NCBI's taxonomy places the organism in Eukaryota, Fungi, Ascomycota, Dothideomycetes, Botryosphaeriales, Botryosphaeriaceae. The record is from RefSeq and is a predicted model, not a curated record. The transcript has a single exon. The coding region runs from base 1 to 1107 and encodes 368 amino acids.
AUGCCACCGCAUCCCCGCUCCACACCCUCUUCCACCACCACUCUCCUGCUCAUAGCCUCCGCGCUCCUCUUCCAACUUGAUCUCACUCACGCCCUCCCUGUGCCGCGAUCAUCAACCACCCCAACACUAAUCACCCUCCCACCAACAACACAACCCACCGACGAAAAUGUCUUCCCCGUCCGCCACCAAGCAAAACAAGUCGCUCUUCCGUUCGGGCAUCCUGGUCCCGCUGGCGCUGAUGGGCUUCUUCCUGACGCUGCUGAUGUCGCCGCUGCUGCUGGCCAUGCACGAGCAACCGGUGCAGCCCAAGGCCCAGCCGGAGGCCCAGGCCGUCGCGUAAUCGCCGCGACGACGACGCUACGCCGCACGCGCACCAUCACGCUGCCUGUCAUCGCCGUCGCCGACUUUACUACCGCUACUGCUACCACUACUACUGCCGCCGUCGUUACCAUCACAUCUGUUGAGGAAAUUGGAAAGGGAAGGGAGGAGAAGGAGGAAAAAGAAAAAAGCAAUGAAAAGGAAUUGCCGCGGCCGGUGUUGCCGCCGACGCUGCUGAUGCUGCCAAUGCCCGAGGAGACGCUUUUGCUGGAUUCCACCGCUGCUGUUGCCACCGCUGCUCCUACGAAAAAUCCAUUCGCCAACGCGGACGAAAAUGACAGCCAAGAGAACACGCAAGCCACAUCAUCGCAACCGCUCUACAACAGCAAGCUGGGCGCCUUAAUCGAAGACACUCCUCAGAACCGUCAACACGCGUUCCAGCAAUUUCUGGAGCUCGGCGACAAUGGCGACAGCGGCGGCAGCAAAGGCGGUCACGGCCCGAAAAGGCAAGAGAUGGGCAGGGGCUCCGGCAACGACAACGACAUUGUCCUUAGCGUCAGCAGUGGUGGAGCAACAGCAUCAGCAGAGUCAGCGGAUGGUGGGGCUCCCACCGGGGCGGUGACGACGGAAAAGGAAGAAAUCGACGCCACAACGGACGACAAGCAGACCGGUCAAUUCCAAAACCACAACAACGAAAAGAAGAACAAUAAUAAUAAAAACUACGGCGGGCUCGGCAACGGUGGCGGCGGUAGUAGCGGUAUCAAUCGGCUGUGGAAGGACGAGGUGUGA